Molecule: messenger RNA, 2536 nt
Organism: Spinacia oleracea (spinach)
Lineage: Eukaryota; Viridiplantae; Streptophyta; Magnoliopsida; Caryophyllales; Amaranthaceae
Product: protein RETICULATA-RELATED 6, chloroplastic
Exons: 7
Coding region: 142-2325 (727 amino acids)
Source: RefSeq, a predicted model, not a curated record
UUUUAUUUUGAGGCAGAAAAUUAUCCAUGUCUCCAUUUACUAUCCUUCUCUCCCCUCACCAAGCUCUUGGAGUUGCCAUGUGAGUGUAGCAGGAGCAGAAGCAGCAACUUCCAAAAAAUACUUUCUGUCUCCUCGCCAUCAAUGAAGCUUCAAGCUCAGCGAGGCGUUGACUACACUCCACGGCUUCUCCACCACUCCACCGCCGAACCUCGCCGUCAUUUCUCGCCGGAAAUUUCUCGAUUACCGGCGAAAAUUCGUGUUACUCGGCGAGUUUCAACCUCCAAAUGCCGCCUAUCCAUCCAAAAUUCUGGCGGAAAUAACGAAGAUUCCGGCGAAGUUAGCCGCGGAAGAAGAGGCAUUGUUUUCACCCCAUUUUUAGCCGUCGGAGCUAGUUUCCUUCGAUCGGCGGUUGUUAAGGCGGAUGAGAAGCUUCCGGAAACGCCGGUUAUUCCUCCGCCUCCGGAAAAGAAGGAGGAGGAGAUAACGUCGAGGAUUUACGAUGCGACGGCGAUAGGAGAGCCGUUGGCGGUGGGGAAGGAUAAGAGUAAGGUGUGGGAGAAGGUGAUGAAUGCGAGAAUUGUGUAUUUAGGCGAGGCGGAGCAAGUUCCGAUAGGCGGCGAUAAGGAGUUGGAGGUGGAGAUUGUGAAGAAUUUGAGGAAGAGAUGUAUUGAGAGUAACCGGACGAUUUCUUUGGCUCUUGAAGCUUUUCCUUGUGAUCUGCAGGAGCAGCUCAAUCAGUUUAUGGAUAGAAGGAUAGAUGGGGACACCUUGAGGUCUUAUACGGCACACUGGCCACCUGAGCGAUGGCAGGAAUAUGAACCUCUUUUAGGUUACUGCCGUGAUAAUGAAGUUCGCCUGGUUGCUUGUGGUGCUCCACUUGAGGUAAUGAGGACUGUCCAAGCUGAAGGCAUUGGUGGACUUUCAGUUGCUGAUCGUAAAAAAUACACUCCUCCGGCUGGUUCGGGAUUUACAUCAGGCUUUAAUGCCUUUUCACGCAAAUCAAAAGAGCUGACCUCUUUAAAUGAGGCAUUAACUUAUGGACCGAGCUCAUAUCUCACAGUACAAGCUAGGGCUGUUGAGGAUUAUACUGUGGCUCAGGUCAUUCUGCAAGCAGUGUCAGACGGAGGAGCUUCUGGGUUGCUUGUUGUUAUCACAGGUGCAAGUCAUGUCAUAUAUGGACCUCGAGGCACAGGGAUUCCAGCAAGAAUUUCAAAGAAGAUGCAAAAGAAGAACCAAGUGGUUAUGCUACUCAACCCAGAAAGGCAAUCUAUAAGAAGAGAAGGAGAAGUUCCUGUGGCUGAUUUCUUAUUGUACUCUGCUGCUAGACCUUGCAGUAGAAAUUGUUUUGAUCGCGCUGAAAUUGCACGUGUAAUGAAUGCUGCUGGCAGGAGAAGAGAUGCGCUUCCUCAGGACCUUCAGGAAGGACUUGAUCUUGGUCUUGUCUCUCCAGAGGUGCUACAAAACUUCUUUGAUUUGGAGCAGUAUCCCAUUAUAUCGGAACUUACUCAUCGGUUCCAGGGUUUCAGAGAAAGGUUAUUAGCAGAUCCAAAAUUUUUAAACAAAUUAGCCAUUGAAGAAACUAUAUCGAUGACGACGACUCUGUUCGCACAGUAUGAGAAACGCAAAGAAAAUUUCUUCCUGGAACUUGACUACGUCAUUACUGACUCGCUCAGGGGAGCUGUAGUUGAUUUCUUUACUGUGUGGCUUCCAGCCCCAACUCUUUCUUUCUUAUCUUUUAGUGAUGAGAUGGGUACAUCUAACAGUAUGGAUUCUUUAAAAGGUUUGCUGGGAUCCAUCCCAGACAACGCUUUCCAAAAGAGUCCUGUUGGGAGAAACUGGAACCUGAAUCACCGGCUUGCUUCAGUGCUUGUCGGCGGUCUGAAACUUGCUGGAGUUGGAUUUGUUUCUAGCAUUGGAGCUGUUGCUUCUUCAAAUAUCUUAUAUGCAGCACGUAAAUACCUCAAUCCAUCUCUGGACACAAAUCAGGCGGUAAAAAGAUCACCGAUUCUAAAAACUGCUGUUGUCUAUAGUAGCUUUCUUGGAACAUCAGCAAACCUCCGAUAUCAGAUUAUUGCUGGUGUAAUUGAGCAUCGAAUAUCUGAACUUCUACCUUCUCAAACGUUGCUUGUAAAUGCGCUAUCCUUCUGUGCAAGAGUGAUCAAUUCCUACUGGGGCACCCAGCAAUGGAUUGAUUUGGCACGUUAUUCUGGGCUGCAGACUCGCAGCGUCGAAUCAUCUCCCGAUGCUUCCGAUUCGGUUGAAGUUUCUUCCAUCAAAUGCGAUAGCUCAGAUGAAACCAAUGUGAACGACGUUAAAAAUCAGUGAGCUUACAUUUUGAUUGCAUCUGUGAUACUUGUAUGUAAUUCAUGUGCUGAUGCCUAGAUCUAUAGAUGACUAAAGCAUGGCUUUCAAGAAAGCGAUUCUUUCCCUCCUAGUAUAUAAUUUUUUUGUAUGAUAUCACAGGAGAGUGGCAUGCUCACAUCACUGGAUAAAUUCAUAAAAUUAAUAUAGUUCCCACUGUUACAUAAUCAACAAA